AUGGAGAAAAACAAUGAGACUAUAUCCACAGAUUUUAUUCUCCUGGGGCUCUGGCCUGAGUUCAGCCACCUUGUGAUCCUUAUCUACCUUAUCCUUUUGGUCUACUGUAUGGCUGUUAUGAGCAAUGUUGUUCUCAUUCUCCUCAUCUGGCUUGAUUUGCAACUUCACUCCCCCAUGUACUUUCUGCUCAGCCACCUCUCCCUCAUUGACUUGGCCUUGAUCUCAACUUCUGUCCCCAAAAUGGUCACAAACUUCUUCUCAGGAGAAAGAAUCAUAUCACAGGUAGGUUGUGGAACCCAGAUCUUCUUCAGCUUAACCCUGGGAAUUGCUGAGUGCCUCCUGCUAACUCUCAUGUCCUAUGACCGCUACAUUGCCAUCUGUAACCCACUUCGUUACUCAGUCAUUAUCAGCGAUAUCACCUGCAAAAAGAUGGUCAUUGUGUCCUGGACAGGGGGAGCAAUAACUUCCCUGGUUCAUACAGCCUACGCCAUGCAUUUUCCCAUUUGUCACCCCCGAGAGAUCCUGCAUUUUUUGUGUGAGGUCAUGGCCCUCUUGAAGCUCACUUGUGAGGACAUUUCAGCCUAUGUGAAGUCAGUGGUGGUCUCAAGCUUUCUGGUGGUCCUCAUCCCUCUAAGUCUCAUCCUGGCCUCCUACACCCUCAUCUUUCUUGCUGUCCUCCGCAUGAACUCCUCUGAGGGCAGGAACAAGGCUCUGGCCACCUGCUCCUCCCACCUUUGUGUGGUCAGCCUCUACUUUGGCCCUGCCAUAUUGGUCUACAUGAGACCAGGGUCUUCUAAGACUCCCAAAUUAAAUCAAUGUCUUUUUAUGUUUAAUGCCAUCCUUACCCCUAUGCUUAACCCACUCGUCUAUAGUCUGAGAAACAAGGAUGUUAUAGAAGCUUUGAAGAGUAGAGUCAUCAAUAGAUUCCCCCUGAGAAAGAUGAAAAGACAUCUACACUGCUAUACAUGA
Molecule: messenger RNA, 969 nt
Organism: Bubalus bubalis (water buffalo)
Lineage: Eukaryota; Metazoa; Chordata; Mammalia; Artiodactyla; Bovidae
Product: olfactory receptor 2AJ1-like
Exons: 1
Coding region: 1-969 (322 amino acids)
Biological process (GO): G protein-coupled receptor signaling pathway
Cellular component (GO): membrane
Molecular function (GO): G protein-coupled receptor activity; olfactory receptor activity
Source: RefSeq, a predicted model, not a curated record